Messenger RNA from Emiliania huxleyi CCMP1516, 378 nucleotides. RefSeq lists its product as hypothetical. Lineage: Eukaryota; Haptophyta; Isochrysidales; Noelaerhabdaceae. The coding region runs from base 1 to 378 and encodes 125 amino acids. The record is from RefSeq and is a predicted model, not a curated record. The transcript is spliced from 2 exons.
AUGGAGCACCCUCCGAACAGCGGUGACGACCCCGAUGCGUGGAGGAUGAUACGCUUGUACGAUGACGGCAAGGAGAGCUUCUGGGGUGAGGCGAGCUUCCCGCUCAAGCCCGGCGGUGCCAUCGGCAAGCUGAGUGACAAGAUCCCGUGCGACGGCAUCUACCUCCGCUACACCAAGGCACCGGAGGACACGCAGGGGCAGGGCCACUGCACCAGAUGUACGGAUGGGGAGGGCCGCUGGAGCAUCUUCCUCUCGCUCCCGGACGAGGAUGAUGCCGUCGUGCGGCUCCCAGACCGCCGCGUCGCGUGUGCGUUUGUGCUCGGCGUCACUGUGGGCUCGCUCGCGGCCGCCACCGCACUCGGCCGCCACCGAGGCUGA